Messenger RNA from Striga asiatica, 1003 nucleotides. NCBI's taxonomy places the organism in Eukaryota, Viridiplantae, Streptophyta, Magnoliopsida, Lamiales, Orobanchaceae. The record is from the annotation of a GenBank genome assembly.
CAAGCACUAGUUGAAACCAAUUGCAUUAGACCAUUCGGCAUUCCCCUGUUUAAACUUUAAACACAGGCACGAAACACGCACUUAAAAACACAUAAUCCCCACGAAAAACACGCACACAACAAUGGGAGAAAUAUAUGAGCACCGCCCAAGUUUCUCGUCUCUGAACCCGCCGAUGAUUCGUCACCGGCUAUCAUCGGCCUCCAUUUACUCGCCGGAACACCCGUCGGGAAUCUCGACGCCGCCGCUACAAAUGUCGGCCUCAGUCCCAUUCAAGUGGGAGCAGGAGCCCGGAAAGCCCCUACCCGGCGCCGGCACCGUCGCCGGACCCAAAUCCGCCAGGUUCCUCGACCCUCCUCCCUGCAGAAUCCAGCCGACGAUGGACGGCGCCGCGAAAACGCCCUCUCCGUCGUCGAUCCUCGACGGGCCCUACAACGUGGGCCGGCCCAAAUUCUCGUCUUCCAGAUUCUCCAGGGAUGGCCCGGAACCGUCGGAUUUGGUCGCUGGCCGGAAGAGCACGGGGAGAAGGAUUUUGGGCAAAGUGAGGGGCGGUCAACGGGAGGUCCUGGACGGGGGCAGUUUGGGGUUUUCAUCGUCGUCCAACAGCAGCUUUGAGAGUGGCGAGGAAGGGAAUGUGAGUAAGAGGAUGGAGAGAAAGCUGAGAAGGCAUAAUAGCUUUUCCAGUGCCUCUCAUGGUAAAUCAUCUUCACAUGUCUGGAAAAUCUCAAAGAGGCUACUAUAUGCGAAGGUUUUAAACACGUUAUGCAUUGGAAGACUAGUAAGAAAACACACUAACAAGGCAAAGACUGAAGAAGCCACACUUUCUCUUACCAGCCGCGCAUCCAUUGUAAAAUUUACUGAACUAUGCAAAGAAGAUUUGUGCAACAUUAAUACAUUUUGAUUUUUUUGGUGUAAACAACCGUUGAAGCUGUUGCCUCAGGAAAGCAGAGCUAUACCAUUUUUUUUUAUUUUUUUUUUUUUUUUANUAUAAGCAUAGCUAUACAUU